Meloidogyne enterolobii is the source of this 1903-nucleotide messenger RNA. NCBI's taxonomy places the organism in Eukaryota, Metazoa, Nematoda, Chromadorea, Rhabditida, Meloidogynidae. The record is from the annotation of a GenBank genome assembly.
AUGCCAUCUUCAAAUACUUCAACAACAAACAAAACAAAUAUGAAUGAAGGAAAUAAUGUUUGUUUAAACACAAACAAACAACAACAAGAAUGUUGUUCGGCUGCACAAAUGCAAUGUUUGUGUAAUAAUAAAAAUCAGAACAACCCAAACAAACAAAAUAAAAAUAUUCCUUUACGUUUUGGGAGAGAGGGGGGACGUUCUGCAACUUUUGGAGGACAUCAUAAUUUUCAUCGGCAUCAUCGUGAGGGAAGUAAUAACAGCAAUAGUAAUGGAAGGGGAAAUUAUAAUAAUAAUAACAACAAUAAUAAUAAUCCUCCUCGUCAACCAACUGCCGUUGUUUCGUUAAAUUCUAGACAGGUUGAUCGACUUCGUUCUGUUCUUGACCAAGUUGUGGAAAUACAUGGGCGUGAAAACUUCCCAACAUUGGAAAUUCCACUUCAUGCACUUAUUGGAAUAAUUUCGAGGCAAAAUAAAUUUUCUUUUAAAAAUUUUUUAAAUAUUACCCUUUUUAGAAAGCUUCGAGAUGCUGGGUUACCUCUCUUACACGUUAAAUUAAAUGGAGGGGCUGCUUCUUUUGUUUUUGCCCAAUCAGAUUCUUUUCCCUAUUCUGAUGUCGAUUUAAUCUUUCCAAUUGCUUUGGAGCGUGAUUCUGAUUUUGAAAGGGUUCGAGAAGCAGUUUUUGAUGCUUUACUUCAAAUGAUGCCGUCAAGUACAACAAAUAAAUCUGCAAUAACACCGGAAACUUUAAGAGAUGUUUAUAUUAGAAAAAUGGUUAAAGUAACAGAUAGUGAUCGUUGGUCAUUGUUUUCUUUACAUAAUGAUUAUGGAAGAUGUAUUGAACUUAAAUUUGUUGAAAGAAUGCGCCGUGCUUUUGAAUUUUCUGUUGAUAGUUUCCAAAUAACUUUGGACCCUUUAAUUGAGAAUCCAAACGAGAAUAGACCAAUUAUUCGGGCAGAAUCGAUGUAUGGAGAUUUUAUGCAAGCUUUAUUCCAUCUAAAUAAACGACUUAUUGAUACUCGAAAUCCUGAAGAAAUUAGAGGAGGUGGAUUGUUGAAAUAUUGCCAUUUAUUAACUAGAGGAUUUUCUGCUACUUCGAAUUGUAGAGAUAUGGAAAAGUACAUGUGUUCUCGUUUCUUUAUUGACUUCCCUGAUAUUAAUGUGCAGGAAAUGAAGCUGCUCAAUUAUUUACAGAAUCAUUUUGGCAAUGAAGAUGAUUUAAAAUUCGAUUAUCUCCACAAAUUAUUUUGCGUUAUUCGAGAUUCAACUGUUUGUUUAAUGCAACAUGAACGACGACAAACUUUAUCUAUGGUUGAUCGUCUUCGCCAACAACUUUCUUUUAAUUUAAUGCUCUAUUAUCAACAAUUUGAAGGCGUUAAUGGUUCAAAUGUUAUUUAUUACGGAAAUAAUGCUAUUGGCAAUUAUCGUCAUCGAAAACAUCAUCAUUUCAAUAAUAAUAGGCACUGGCAAAAUAAUAGACAUAAUAAUAGAAAUUCCCAAAUAUUCUGCGUUUCUCCAAUAUCAACAAUUGCCUCUUCUUCUAUUGAAAUUGAACAACAACAAGUAGAUAAUAAAGAAUUAAAUUUAGAAAAAGAUGAACAAACAGUAGUGCCUGAAUUUAAUGUUGAGAUUGUUGAUACUGUUAAUAAUGAAGAAAAUAAAGAAGCGGAAGGAGGAGAAGAAAAGGAAAAAGAAAUCUCAACAGCAAAAAAUGUUUCUACUGAACAACAAAACAAUUCAAUUCCCGUUGUGACUAUUUUGAAACCCCCAACAAACAGGCCACCAACAACUUCUCCUAAACAACCAACAACAACUUCUAAACAGCAGCGGCAUGUCCCUCGUCAAACUCUUCUCUAUUUACCACCAAAUGCCAGCCAUUGGAUUCCUGUUGUUUAAAUGGCUUCAA